This is a messenger RNA of Strongylocentrotus purpuratus (purple sea urchin), 2459 nucleotides long. RefSeq names its product polypeptide N-acetylgalactosaminyltransferase 11 (gene galnt11). The record is from RefSeq and is a predicted model, not a curated record. Gene Ontology annotation, biological process: regulation of Notch signaling pathway. Bases 258 to 2222 code for a protein of 654 amino acids. Gene Ontology annotation, molecular function: Notch binding. The transcript is spliced from 12 exons. Gene Ontology annotation, cellular component: Golgi apparatus. Lineage: Eukaryota; Metazoa; Echinodermata; Echinoidea; Camarodonta; Strongylocentrotidae.
GUUUACACGUACGACGGGAGCUAAACAUUAUUGCGCUAAACAUUCACUCUUUGGACUCUUUCCUACCUUCCUGCCCAGUUAUUAGUCUGUGUCUGACUCUUCAGAGUAAUGUAAUGAGGAUUUUCUGCCUGGACUGUGCAGGUUACCUCUCUUCAUCUACAAAAUGGAACAUGUAUCAUCUGGAAAAGCACUGUGUUUUGGGACAUAAGGAAUUGAUGUGUAAUCACUGAGCCAAGACUGAACUCAAAUCUCAAAAGAUGUCCACCAAGAUCCCGCUGAUACGCUGUUUCUGUUAUGGGAUAACAAUCUCAUCCAUAAUAUGGCUCAUACUGAUCUACAUCUUCCUCAGUGACGUGGGCAAGGAUGCCCCCAGUGGAUUACCAGGGGUGAAGUACGCCCCUGGGAGGGUUAAGAUGAUCCCCAGGCACAGGGGCGGUGCCAGGCCUCCUCUGGGCGUCGGAGGAGGGGUUGAGGAGGAGGAUAAACGAUGGAGGGUUAAUAACUUAGUGAUGCAGGACGGAGGGGGUAAUGACUUAAAUGCAAUGAGAUUCAAUCCAAAAGUCUUAAACCCAAAGAAUGCACUCUACAAAAAACAAGGGAAGCCUAUGAGAGAAAAACAGAGGCUUAAAGCAGAUGCCCAAGGCGACUGGGGAGAAGAUGAGCUUGGUAUGGUGAGGACUGAUGAGGAGAGGUCAAUACGAGAUGGAGGCUACCGUCAGCAUGCUUUCAACGAACUCAUCAGCCAACGCAUCGGGUUUCACAGAAAUGUUACAGACACAAGAAAUCCGCUAUGCAAAUACCAGGUGUAUUCGGAAGAGCUACCUACAGUAAGCAUCGUGAUCUGCUUCUAUAACGAGGCUUGGUCUACACUGCUGCGGACUGUCUACAGUGUUCUUGAUCGAACUCCUAGGAGGCUCAUACACGAGCUCAUUCUGGUCGACGACUUCAGCGAACUGACUCACCUGAAGAAAGAGCUUGACCAAUACAUGUCCAAGAACUUUAAUGGGCUGGUGCAUGUGAUCCACAAUGGGCAGCGGGAAGGACUGAUUCGAGCCAGGACCAUUGGGGCGAGGUAUGCAACAGGGGAUGUCCUCAUGUUCCUGGACAGUCACUGUGAGGUGAAUGAACAGUGGCUGGAGCCCCUACUGGAGAGGAUCAAAGCUGAUUCACACACUGUAGUCUGCCCUAUCAUAGACAUCAUCAACCACGACACAUUCGCUUACACUGCCUCGCCCCUCGUCAAAGGGGGCUUCAACUGGGGAAUGCACUUCAAGUGGGACACCAUUAGGUCCCGUCAGCUUGUCGGCAAAGAAGAUUAUGUGAAGCCAAUAGAGUCACCUACGAUGGCUGGUGGUCUGUUUGCGAUGAACAGGGAGUACUUCCAUAAGCUAGGAGACUAUGAUGAAGGCAUGGAUAUCUGGGGUGGAGAGAAUCUAGAGAUCUCCUUCCGGAUAUGGCAGUGUGGUGGGAAACUGGAGAUUGUCCCAUGUUCACGAGUCGGUCAUGUUUUCAGAAAGCGACGACCUUAUGGCUCUCCAAACCGGCAGGACACAACGACUAAAAAUGCUGUGAGAGUUGCAGAAGUCUGGAUGGAUGAAUACAAGGAGCAUUUCUACCAAGUCCAGCCCAAGGCAAAGAAUAUUGACUAUGGGGACAUCUCAUCUCGUGUAGCCCUGCGGGAGGAGCUCAAAUGCAAGUCCUUCAAGUGGUACCUGGACACCGUCUAUCCAGAGAUGAGGACACCAAAUGAUACAAAGGGCAGAACAGGUGGGGUGGUAGAAGGAGGAGGAGGAAUGCAAAGGAUGCAGAGGAAAGCACCACAAACAUCACUUCGUAAGGGCAAGCUGAAGCAUUCUUUAACUGGCCUGUGUCUGGUGCCUAAAGCAGAGCUGGUCAAAGGGACAGAGCUUAUCCUUGGAGACUGUGAUCGGCUAGGAGACACCAAUACCAUGACAUGGUACCAAACCUCCGUAGAAGAACUAAAACUGGGCGAUGCCAUUUGCAUGGACAUGUCGGAGAGUAACAGCGCUUCUUUACCUCAGCUACGGAAGUGUGAUGGUAUGGGAGGCUCCCAGCGCUGGCGUAUUAAAGACAAGAAUAUCUACCAUCCCGUUUCCGGGCAGUGCCUGAGCAUAAAGCAGUUUGGCAGUAUACAGAUGGCACAAUUGGAUAUCUGCAGUAGCGACCCUAUGCAAGAAUGGGAAUACUUGAUACACAGGUGACAAAGGGAAAUAUUGGAAGAAGGUCGCAUGUCACAAAUUCCCAUAUUUGAGCCAGGGUAGAAUAUGAAGUAAUACAGAAAUGAUGAUAGUAAUUCUUGCUUAUGAUAAAAUAGCCUUGACAUCUGUCAGAAGAAGGUGAUAAUGAAAUGAAAAGGAACUAAAUGAUCAAAAUGAUCAAGCAAGCAAAGAGCUUGUGAUCAAGUCAUCUGCAUUUUUCCCCAUAUGACAAUUGUUUUU